Messenger RNA from Acipenser ruthenus (sterlet), 4922 nucleotides. RefSeq names its product bis(5'-adenosyl)-triphosphatase enpp4-like. The transcript is spliced from 4 exons. The record is from RefSeq and is a predicted model, not a curated record. Bases 194 to 1582 code for a protein of 462 amino acids. NCBI's taxonomy places the organism in Eukaryota, Metazoa, Chordata, Actinopteri, Acipenseriformes, Acipenseridae.
UAUAUGGACAGAUUGACUGCCAUUCCGAUGACGUCACGGAACUGUUUAUUUCAAGGAAGCUGUUGCUAAGUUCUUAUCUUUGCAAAGCUAGGUCAAUAUACACUGUAAGUAAGUAGUGAGUGACCGCGUCACAGAAGGGUACUACAGCAGAAGAGGAACAAUCAGCAGGAAAAAGAAGCUCCAAUUCUCCACAAUGCCAGCCUGCUGUUUUUUAAUUGUGCUCAUUGUUUUUUCUGGAUUCUCUACAUGUCAUGGGCAUGGCACUGAGAACGACACUGUGUUGGGGAACAGCACUGUCACCCCGUUACUACUUGUCUCGUUUGAUGGCUUCAGGGCAGAUUACUUAAAGAAGUACAGCUUUCCAAACCUUGAGAAGUUCUUUUCUGAUGGCGUCCUUGUGGACCAUGUCUCUAACGUCUUUAUUACCAAAACUUUCCCCAACCAUUAUAGCAUAGUUACUGGCCGUUAUGCUGAAAGCCAUGGCAUUCUCUCGAGCAAUAUGUAUGAUCCGGAUGCAAAUAAAACAUUCUCUUUAAGCAACGAUUCUGAUUCGUUUUGGUGGGAGCAGGCCACACCACUCUGGGUAUCCAUUCAGCAGAAAGGUUACAAGAGUGCUGCAGCCAUGUGGCCUGGGACCGAUAUUAAGAUUCACAAUCUGACUGCUUCAUAUUUUUUAAAGUAUCAGCAUAAUGUGCCAUUUCAAGAGAGAGUUGACAACCUUACAAAAUGGCUUAGCCAAGAUUUAGUGAAGUUUGCAACAUUAUACUGGGAGGAGCCAGACUACUCCGGCCACUUAUAUGGACCAGAUAAUGUAAAGGAAAUGACAAAGGCUCUGAAACAAGUGGAUGAUCACAUUGGCUACCUGAUUGACAAACUCAAACAGACAGGGCUGUGGAGCAACAUUAAUAUCAUCAUUACGAGUGAUCAUGGAAUGGUCCAGUGUGCCCCUGACAAGCUUAUACGGCUUGAUGACUGCAUUGGUCCAAAAAAUUACACCUUGGUGGAUAUGACUCCUGUUUCUGCAAUUUUACCACUGACCAAUGUAACUUACGUCUAUGAUUUGCUGAAGAAGUGUAGCCCUCAUAUGAAAGCGUACAUGAAGGAGGACAUUCCAGAUAGGUUGCAUUACAAGAACAAUAGGAGGAUCCAGCCCAUCAUCCUUGUUGCUGAUGAAGGGUGGACUAUUGUUCGAAAUGGAUCACUUCCCCGGUUCGGCGAUCAUGGCUAUGACAACACUUUACCCAGCAUGCACCCUUUUCUGGCAGCCCAUGGCCCUGCCUUUCGCAAGGGCUACAGACUGAACAGCAUCAACACCGUGGACAUCUACUCGCUAAUAUGCCACUUGCUGAGACUGGAAGAGCAACCCAACAAUGGCACUUUCACCAACACAAAGUGUAUGCUUGCCAGCCAAUGGUGUGUUAACCUUCCAGAAGUCAUAGGGAUAGUCAUUGGUGUCUUUAUGGUGCUGACCACUCUAACGUGCCUGAUUAUCAUCAUGAAGAACAAAGGGCCGUCCUCGUCUCGCUCCUUCGCACGCCUGGAGCUGCAGGACGAUGAUGAUGACGAUGCAUUAAUUGGGUAGAAUGCAUUCAGGGGUUCUGUCAAAUGGGAAAAAAAGAAGUCUUAUUUUACUAUUAAUAUUACUGUUUUACCUCAUUCUAAUAAAUUGAUAUUUAAACCCCCACAUAAGCACAGUACAAUCGCAAAAGCCAUUUACCUACCUGUAUUUGAGUGGUGUAACUUCUAAUAGGCUGAAAUACAGGGUAUUUCAAAACAUCCUGGCCCACUACAUUAUAUACUGUACCAUUGACAAACAUUUUCUCACCUGCAACAAGACAAAAGAAGCAUAAACUCACUGUGGGCCAGGACUUUUGAAACACAUGGUAUAUAUUGGGUUAUAUGGGGGGAUAAUUUAAUUUCUAUUUAUAAAUAAAAACGAAUACCCCGUAGGACACUAUAUGGACUGAUUUAACAAUUUGGAGGUUUUUCUAACCCAUGAAUACAGUAAAAACAAACAAAAAAAAAUACAUUAAUAAUAAUACUUGUUACCUGUCAGCACUCCAGUUACUUAGAACUGUAUAUCUUCCUGUGACAGGUUACCCAUAUUCUCCCAGUAGAGAUUAUUUUAACCCAUACUUAUUUAAUUCCAAUCAAUCAAAAAUAAUUAAAUCCAAUUUGUGAAUUUCUAAUCUGCCUCUGUCAGGAGUCGUCACAUUGACACUUGAGCGAUACCAGAGGUGAUCUAUUGGAGCAACUGAUGUAAUCUAGGGAAUCAGAUCUUCAAAAUGAAAAUGUCUUUCUUUCUGAGUUGUUUAGAGCUAUCAAUCGUGUAAUUUGAAAUGCACUUUUACCCACCAGUAACCAAACGUACAUUAAAAUGGCUUUAUUUUUUCAGUUUGCACUGCAAAACAACCGAUAGUUUAAGUCUUGCACUCUUUCCUUGUGUUCUUAACUUACCGAUUAUGCCACAAGCCAAUUUAUUUAACUACCCUACAUGGUUGUGCCAGGACUUUAACUUCUUACUUAUGGAAUUACAGUAUAUUGUACAGUAGAAUCUCAGAGUUACGAACACCUUGGUAAUGGAGGUUGUUCGUAAGUCUGAAAUAACUCUAAAAAUGAGUUUAAUGUGUACACCUGCUAUCUACACCCUUUAUCUGGUGCAUAACAGCACAGUAAUGCAAUACUCAUAUUAUUAUGGUUUGGAAGGCUUUAAAACUGUACCAUACGUGGAAAAAGGCCACAUUUAAUUUACCAUUGGAGUUGUAACUAGCAAAAACAUAGUCAUGCAGCUUGAUCGGUCAUUCAGCCUCCUUUGUCGUUUAUACCAAUGCCUAUCUGGUUGCAUUGUAUGCAUGCUUGUAUGAUAACAUAAGUCCAUCCAGUUUGUAAGUUCUACCAAGCUGAACAUGUUUGUUUGUGGGACUGAAGAUUUAAUACAGCAUUCUUUUAAACCUUGUAAAACAAUAUUAUUAUUAAUUAUUGGCAGGUAUUUACUGCACUGAAGUUUCUUGUUGCAUGACUUUUGCUUGAAAACUUGACAGUAGUAACAUAAGGCUUUACAGUCCAAGAGUGACUUUUUAGGGCUGUUCCACACCUUGGUGUUGUAAAAUAGCAAAUUUGAUGUGUUGCAAACUUGAUAAUGAAAAAUUAUUUUGAGAAAUAUAUGGUGGAUAUCUUUCCAAGAUUCAAUAGUUACUGAUAAUAAUAGACCAGUUUCUCAAAAUUAAAAAAAAAAAAAGUGUGGUGUUGUCAGGGAAAUAAUUUUUUUUUUAAAAGUUUUAAUUUUUUUUUAUAAUAGAACUUGGAAAAUAACUGUUACUGCACUAGAAUUCCAUUCUGAAGGGAACCCCAUGUGCUUUAUACAUUAUUUUUGUAUGUAACUACAGCAUACAUUCAGGCAAUCAAUGUACCAUACUUUUGCUAGACACUGGUUGCUUAUGUUUUGUUUUUGUCUAUUAAAUGGUCUGCGUCAGCUUUGUUACAGUAGAUAUGACAAUUAGGUCAACCUGAGGGAAAUGUAUCCUACCCCAUCAACAGCCUCAUCCCACAAAAAAAAUAUGCUGUUUUCACUGCUACAUCCAGGUAAAUGUUUUUAUUUCCAAGGCACAUUUCAUCAUUUGAACUCCACAGCUUUAUGUGCAAUUUGCAUACGAAAGGCCUUCUGCCAUGUGGUUUAUCAUUUGCCAAAUUAGACUAUGUCAGGAUAUUAAAGUAUACAUUUUAUUUGUGUGUGCAUGUACAGUUUAUAGUAAGGAAAUAUUGGGGGGGGGGGUGGUAUUUGACUCAUUUCUGUAGAUAAUUUGAUAGAUAAAGAGGAGAGGUGAUACCUUUUAUUGGACUAAAUAACAAAUGAUUAAAUCACAAGCUUUCAGGCCUUGUCUGAAGAAGAGACCUCUGAAGUCUUGAAAGCUUGUGAUUUCAUUAUUUUUUAUUUAGUCCAAUAAAAGGUAUCACCUCUCCUCCUCUUUGUCUAUCGUCUCUGGACUGAUACGGCUACCGUUUCACCUAUUUUUAGAUAAUUUAAAAUAGUAGCUGUAUCAUAAAUUGCUGUUUUAUUCUACUGUUUGUUUUUAACUGUACUAUGCAAAUUCUGUUUUUAAGCAUUUGUUGCACUUGGUGGUGCAAAGCCACAAAACCAGAUAAUAGAUAUGCGAAGAAAAAGCACUAUAGAACUUUUGUCAUUGUAUGUUGAAAACAAUGUUACUUCUUUAUGAUGGAAGUCACAAAUUUCCAUGUUUUGUUGUUCUUUGUACCUCUCCAGGUUUGCUUAUGGGUAGUCUUUCUUUCUGCAAAACAUUUAAAACGGGCAUGCAUUGGACUGGGUAAACAAAUUGCACUAUGUAAAUGUAAUAUUCGCUUUACAGUCAUAGUGAAGAUAAAAAUUGUAUAAAUGCUUUGCGAGCCUUGUUUGGUUAAACCAUAUGAAUAAAUGUGUUUGAUGUUAUGUAUUAUUUAUUUUCCUAGCAGGCGUCCUUAUGAUGAAGUAUAUUUAACCACUUUGGAGGCGGGAGGCGGGGGGGGGGGUGUAUUUACUGCAUUUGGUCUUGUGCACGUGCUCCAUGCAUACAAAACGUACAGCUGCACUGCAAGUUGCUGUAAAUAAAAUUCAAUCCACGGUUUGUUCUUGUCUUUUUAAUAUGUUGGUGUGCACGGUGCAGAUCAGGCUAAUGGUAUGUCAACCAUUGUGAAUACAAUAUCAAAAAUGAAUGUAGUGCUGGAACGAACAUGGAAUCCCCCCAACAGUAUUCUACUUAUUAAAGUAAUAGAUACAGAGAAUAUCAGAAUAUGAGGAUGUGGGAUGUAACCUGCCCAGCAUAUCAAUGUCUACUGUUUUGGGGCUCAAGAUUCUAUCUGCUGAGAACUGUCAUUUUGCUUACAGUAUUGUUUUGCUUUGUUCCUGAAUAAACCACUUUUAAUUGAAA